Tachyglossus aculeatus (Australian echidna) is the source of this 1919-nucleotide messenger RNA. It is a transcript of the gene HSD17B14, whose product is annotated as hydroxysteroid 17-beta dehydrogenase 14. Gene Ontology annotation, biological process: steroid catabolic process. Gene Ontology annotation, cellular component: cytosol. NCBI's taxonomy places the organism in Eukaryota, Metazoa, Chordata, Mammalia, Monotremata, Tachyglossidae. Bases 38 to 865 code for a protein of 275 amino acids. The record is from RefSeq and is a predicted model, not a curated record. The transcript is spliced from 9 exons. Gene Ontology annotation, molecular function: estradiol 17-beta-dehydrogenase [NAD(P)+] activity.
GUGUCCCGGUUGCGGACGAGGGAGGAACGGGAGCGGUAUGGCCACCGGGCAGCGCUACGCCGGGCGGGUGGCCGUGGUGACCGGGGGCGGCCGGGGCAUCGGCGAGGGCAUCGUGCGGACCUUUGUGGAUCAAGGAGCCCGGGUUGUCUUCUGUGACAAAGAUGAGGCAGCAGGCCGGGCCCUGGAGCUGGCCCUGAAGGAAGCCCACACCCCCGGGGAAGCCAUAUUCGUGCCGUGUGAUGUGACCCGGGAAGAAGAGCUUCAGGCCCUGUUCUCCGAGACACUACGGCGUUGUGGUCGACUGGACUGCCUGGUGAACAACGCCGGGCGCCACCCUCGCCCGGAGCGGAUAGAGGACACGACGGCUCAGGAGUUCCGAGAUCUCCUGGAACUGAACCUGCUCGGAUACUACACGGCCUCCAAGCUAGCCUUGCCCCACCUGAGAAAGACCCAGGGAAACAUCAUCAACAUCUCCAGCUUGGUGGCAAUCAUUGGCCAGAGGGAGGCUGUGCCCUACGUGGCUACCAAAGGUGCCGUCACUGCCAUGACCAAAGCUCUCGCCCUAGAUGAAGGUCAAAAUGGUGUUCGGGUCAACUGCAUCUCCCCUGGUAACAUUUGGACUCCCCUAUGGAAGGAACUGGCCCAGAUGACACCAGACCUCUCCAAGGCAGUGAGGGAAGGGGAGGCUGCUCAGAUCCUAGGCCGUCUGGGGACGCCAGCAGAGGUGGGGGCAGCUGCCAUGUUCCUGGCGGCAGAGGGAUCCUUCUGCUCGGGGGUCGACCUACCUCUCAGCGGAGGAGCUGAACUGGGGUAUGGCCCCAAGGCCCUGACUCCUCUCGUGUCCCAGGCACAAGGAAGCCCCUAGCUUCCCCACGAAAUCUGAUCCACCUGAAGUCCUCAGAAACCGUAAACCUUAAAUCGUGAGGACUCCAGACCUCCAAAAAUCUGGGACUGCCCACCUCUGUAAACUUUUUUUUAAUGGUAUUUGUUAAGCACUUACUAUGUUCCAGGCACUGUUCUAAGCGCUAAAUCUCCCCUUCCAGCCCUCUCAACCAACCCCCACUAACCAAAUAAUAAUAAUACUAAUUGAGGUAUUUUAAAUGCCUACUCUGUUCCAAGACUUGAACUAAAUGCUGGGGUAGAAAUAAGACAAUCAGAUGGGGUACAAUUCCUGCCCCACAUGGGGCUCGCAGUCUAAGGGCGAGGGAGAAGAUACUGAAUCCCCAUUUUAUAGAUGAGGAAACUGAGACACAGAGAAGUGGGGUGACUUGCUCACAGUCACACAGCAGGUGAGGGGCGGAGCUGAGAUUAGAAUUCAGGUUUAGCGAGCCCCAGUUCUGUGCUCUAUUUAUGCUGCUUCUCUCACCCUCCUCACCAACCUUAUCUCUAUCUUCCCCUCAGAAGAUCAUGUUCCCUCUAGUCAUGGGGUUAAACAAUCGGUCCAUUCAGCUGGGUAUUCGUGGCAUUCGCCUUCUGGCAGUGGCAUUAAUAUGCUGUGAGCAGUGUUUUGGUCAUUCAUCUUAAAAGUUAGGGAUAAUAAUUACAAUCUUGGCUUUUAUUAAGCACAUGUUAAGCACUGGACCGAACACAAGGCCAUCUCUCCAGCCCUAACUCUACCUCUACUUGACCAAUAAUUUUUCCAAAUCCCUCUUGAGUCUACUGCUAUUUUCUCCCUGUCUUUAUUUUUAAAUGAUAUUUGUUAAGCGCUUACUACGAGUCACACACUGUGCCAAACGCUGGGGUAAGGUGCCAGUUAAGUUAGACACAGUCCCUGUCCCGCAUGGGUCUCAGAGUCUAACUCUCUCACCUUAUGGCAACUUAUUUCCCCUAAGUUAUCCCAGUUCUGACUCUUCCAUCUUCCCACUAAAUGUGAUUGGAGCUAGAGGGAAAAUGCAAUAAAGUAUUUUAUUUCCCCCCAC